GCUCCUUUGUGGAGAAAAGUCAAACAUUCAUUUAUCGUUACUCAAUUUGGAGUUGAACAGGCCAGUCCAAAGCCAUGUCUGGAGCCAUAGGAGGUCAAAGUCAACAGAAUGAUCAACCAAAAGAUGUCAGUUAUUCUGAGAAGCAUCAUCAAGAGGACACAAAGAAGGAUAGCAGCACACCACAAGUAGACCCAGUGGCACCUCUGGUACCUCAGCCAACUGCAUCCCAGCCAGCUAAGAAUCAACCAGCUGUGAGUCAGCCAGCCCAAACUCAGCCAGCUGUUAGCCAACCAGCUGUGAGCAAACCAACUGCGAGUCAACCUGCCCAAAGUCAGCCAGCCACAGGCCAACCAGCUGUGAACCAGCCAGCCACAGGCCAACCAGCUAGCUGUGAGUCAACCAACCGAAACUCAGCCAGCUGUGAGCCAACCAGCUGUGAGCCAACCAACUGUGAGUCAACCUGCCCAAACUCAGCCAGCCACAGGCCAACCAGCUGUGAACCAGCCAGCCACAGGCCAACCAGCUGUGAACCAGCCAGCUGUGAGUCAACCAACCGAAACUCAGCCAGCUGUGAGCCAACCAGCUGUGAGCCAACCAACUGUGAGUCAACCUGCCCAAACUCAGCCAGCCACAGGCCAACCAGCUGUGAACCAGCCAGCCACAGGCCAACCAGCUGUGAACCAGCCAGCUGUGAGUCAACCAACCGAAACUCAGCCAGCUGUGAGCCAACCAGCUGUGAGCCAACCAACUGUGAGUCAACCUGUCCAAACUCAGUCAGCCACAGGCCAACCAGCUGUGAACCAGCCAGCUGUAAGUCAACCAACCGAAACUCAGCCAGCUGUGAGCCAACCGGCUGUGAGCCAACCAGCUGUGAGUCAACCAGCCCAAACUCAGCCAGCCAACAGCAAAUCAGCUGGGUGUUAACCAGCCCAACUCAGCCAGCCAAGAGCCAGCCAACUGUGAGCCAACCAGCUGUGAGCCAACCAGCCCAAACUCAGCCAGCCAAGAGUGGCUUUGGUGCCAGGAACACUCUGGCCUUGAAGAUAUUUGUUUAA
This is a messenger RNA of Pelobates fuscus (common spadefoot toad), 1055 nucleotides long. RefSeq names its product keratin-associated protein 16-1-like. Bases 75 to 1055 code for a protein of 326 amino acids. Gene Ontology annotation, cellular component: keratin filament. NCBI's taxonomy places the organism in Eukaryota, Metazoa, Chordata, Amphibia, Anura, Pelobatidae. The transcript has 4 exons. The record is from RefSeq and is a predicted model, not a curated record.